AUGGAACUGCAAAGCCUGAUGAGAAAGAAAGAAAAAAGCAACUGCUUGUGGUUAGCUCUCAAGUCUAUAAAAGGAGACGAGUGGGAGGUUGAGAAGUUUGGCCUGGCAUUCACCCACAAUCUCCUAUGGACAUGCUUCCCCUGUGUUGUCAAACAACUGUCACAGUCAGCCUGCCGCCCGGCCAGCAAGACAUGUGCCCUGGACAGCCGCCCGCAGGCAGACAGGCUGUGUGUGUUCCCUCGGCAGCCAGAGGAUGUGCGGUGUGCUUGGGGACUUAUCCGCCAGCACAGGAGAAAGACAGCAUCACUGGCGAGUCCAGGUUUGUUGGAAAGCCGCUUAGUGCGCCAACCCUGGAGCCGCACUUCAUUCUCUGCAGAGGAGGCAGCUUCGAGAUGGCGCACCUUAGUCACUGAGGAGCAUGGCCAUAUUGGAAACGACAUGUUGAAAAUAAGGGAGUCAAAACUGGAAGAAGCCUGCGUCUCUGAAUUUCUGCUCAAAGGAGACCAUCUGUCAACCAAAAACUCCUAUUCUGCACUUAACAUGAGUGGGAGAAGGAGAGCCACAGUAUUCUCUAGAGUUAAGACUUUCUGUUUGGUGGUGCAACCAAAUGUGCUGGAGCGGGUUUAUGUUGCUGCAUCAGGAGACCGGGUUGUGGGCAUCUCUUCCUCAUUCCGUGAUGUCAGCCUGAUAGCUUGGAAUCACAAUGUUAAUUACAUAUAA
This is a messenger RNA of Manis pentadactyla (Chinese pangolin), 720 nucleotides long. RefSeq lists its product as uncharacterized. Lineage: Eukaryota; Metazoa; Chordata; Mammalia; Pholidota; Manidae. The coding region runs from base 1 to 720 and encodes 239 amino acids. The record is from RefSeq and is a predicted model, not a curated record. The transcript has 4 exons.